Molecule: messenger RNA, 1065 nt
Organism: Daldinia vernicosa
Lineage: Eukaryota; Fungi; Ascomycota; Sordariomycetes; Xylariales; Hypoxylaceae
Exons: 2
Coding region: 1-1065 (354 amino acids)
Source: RefSeq, a predicted model, not a curated record
AUGUCUGGCGUUCGAAACAUCACGGUUCCAUGGGUACCGUUAGACGAGUUCGAUUGGUCGUUCGCGCGCACCGGCCCGCUGCCCUGGAACUUGACGGUCUGGUGUCUUCUCGCCGUCUUCACAUCCCUCCCAAUCUGGAUGACCGUCGAGCUGACCGCCUGGGUCCUAUAUGCAUUUGAGCGAUGGAGCGGGAUUUAUUUCUGGUCCGUCCUGGUUACGACGUGGGGUUUGACGAUCCGCGCCGUCGGUUUCCUCCUCAAGUUCUGCGUGCCGCAGGCGAACUGGAUAUUGACAUAUGUGCUAUCCGAGGUUGGUUGGGUCAUGAUGGUGACAGGCUUUAGCAUCGUCCUUUGGUCCCGGCUACACCUUGUGAUUCCGCCGGGCACACCGAUCCUGCGUAUCGUACUCGCCAUGAUCAUAAUCGACGGGUUCUUAUUUCACGUGCCAACUGUCGUAUUUCAGUACUUUAUAUCGAACGCAGCGACGCAUGCGAAGUAUCUUCCCUACAUGAACGUGAUGGAGCGUGUUCAGGUCCUGGCGUUCUCAGUGCAGGAGGCUAUCAUCUCUUCCGUCUACAUCUGGGGAACGAUGCAGAUGCUCAAAUUGUCACUCAACGCUAAGGCUAAGAACACAUUGGCAUUUCUUAUCAUCGUCCAGGUAGCUGUAGUUCUUGCCGACAUACCCGUCAUCGUGCUCGACUACUGCAACUACUUCACGCUCAAGGCCGUCAUACACUCGUUUAUUUACGCUUUUAAGCUACAGAUAGAAUUUGUCGUUCUGAACGAAUUUAAGCAUCUCGCCAACGGCGGCAUCACGGGUGUUAACGGGUCCUUUGGAAGAGGAUCCGAUGAUUUCUCACAAUUUCGUGCUGGACCUCUGGAUAUACCAAAAGUUAAUAGUGCUGGCGCAUAUAAUAACUCGGGCGUGUCGGUGGUUGUGUCGGCUGGUGGGCCACCAUCGUCAAGGGUAAAUCGGUCUGAUUCAUCCGGGACACAUGGCCAGCGCGCGGAGCAACCCGAUGCUCUUGAAGCCCAAUACCUAGGGAGGUAUGGUGUGGCUAUGUAA